Molecule: messenger RNA, 7582 nt
Organism: Clupea harengus (Atlantic herring)
Lineage: Eukaryota; Metazoa; Chordata; Actinopteri; Clupeiformes; Clupeidae
Gene: rai1
Product: retinoic acid induced 1
Biological process (GO): circadian regulation of gene expression; regulation of transcription by RNA polymerase II
Cellular component (GO): nucleus
Source: RefSeq, a predicted model, not a curated record
UUGCUGAACCUGGCAGUGGAGGCGACGAGGAAGACGAGAGAGGAGAGGAGAGGAGAGGAGAGGACAGCGCCGCAACAACAAGCCCCGCUGCCACACUCCACCGUCUGUUGGACUGAGGGAAUACGUGCUGCCAUUUUUUUCUUUUCUUUUUUUCUGUCUUUUUUAUUCUCUUCUUCUUCUUCUUCUUCUUUCUCCUCCCUUGGUAUGCGGCAUAGCACAAGGAGGUUACAGUAGACCUGCGAUUACUUUUCAUUUUUUGUCCUCCUCUAUUUUUUUUCUUUCUGUCUUUUCGCUGCUGUUUGUAGUGGUGAGAAAGGAAGGGAGGGAGGGAGGACCAGGACCAGGACGAGGACGAGGACCAGGACCAGGACCAGGACCUGUUCUUAGCGAGCACUGACCGCUGAGGCCACCAGGAAACGCUGCACAGUCCCUAUCUGGAGUCAUGCAGUCCUUCAGAGAGCGGAGCGGUUUCCAUGGCAACCAGCACUGCUACCAGCAGGACUCCCAUGAGUUCUCACACCUGGAGAGCUACAGGCCCCACCACCAGCAGCACCCCGGCCAGAGCAGACAGGGAUAUGAGACACACCCCCUCUCAUCCACGGGCAUACCGCCCACCAGAGCGCCCUCAACAAAAGACUGCUAUGGCCAGCAGGGCUACCCAACAUACAUCAGUGCCGGGGGCAACAGCAGCACCACUGGCUCUGCUGCAGAGAAAAAGCCCUCUUACCAUGAGGGCAAAGUGUCUGGCCAGCAUCUCCAGGCAGGGUAUGGCAACCACAUGGGUGGGCAGGGGGGCUACUCAGCCCAGUACCUGAGUGAGGGCCACCUGCAGCAACAGAAGUGGGAGGACACGGCACCCCAGCUGGCCCCAUACGAGCAGGACAUGGUGGGCCGCCUGGAGCCGGGAGGAGGGGGCAGUGGCGGUGGAGCUUCCCAGUACCUGGAGCAGGGCAUUCUGGGUAUAUCCCAGAGUCACUGCCACCUCCCCAGCCAGCCGUCCGCCCCCGUCUACACCAGCUCCCAUCAGCAGAGCUUGGCUCCGUCCCCCCUGAUGUACCCCCAGAGCCACAUGCACUUCCCCCCUCAGCACGCCCAGCCCCCACCUCCGGCUUCCUCAUCUGCCUCCUCCGCCUCCUCCUACAUGGACAAGUGUGCCCCCAUGCCCCAUGGCUACAAGGGCUACAGCAUGCCUCCUGGUCCGCAGUACAGCCGGCAGCUGGGCAACCACAGCGGGCUGAAGCCCAGCAGCUACCGACCUCAGAACAACUACAGCUACCAGCCGCCGCUGUCCCGCAGUGGGUUCGAGCAGCAACAGCAACCCGUGCCUCUCCAGGGCAUGGCUGGCUCCCAGGAGGGCAUGCAGAAGUUCCAGCACUUCCAGCACGGCCAGACCCAGCAGGGCUACUGCAUGCCCGACAUUCCAGUCCGUUCCCCGGAGCAGUACUACCAGAACUGCAGCCCCAGCUCCAGCCACUCCCCGGCACGGUCGGUGGGCCGGUCUCCGUCCUACAGCUCGACGCCGUCCCCACUCAUGCCCAACCCCGAGACGUUUCAGUACAGCCAGCCACCAACCCCCAUCAACCCCACGGCUACCGUUUCCUCCUCCUCUUCCUCCACUGGUGCUCUGCAGGACCAGGGCAUGCUGAUGCCCCCUCACACUCACCCUUCCUCCGGGGUCAACCACCAGUCCCAGAGCUACAGUGGCUCCAUGAAGGACCGCUUCUCAGAGAAGCUGCUCUCCAACCCCAGCCUGUGGAGCCUCAACGCCCUCACCUCCCAGGUGGAGAGCAUCUCCAACAACGUCCAGCAGCUCCUACUGUCUGAGGCCCUUAUGGCCAAUAAGAAGGGGAGCAAACGAGGGAACCCCAAAAAGGGAGAGGAAUACAGGGGGCAGCUGAGAGGGCUGGAUGACUCCUGCCCUGAUGGUCAGCAGCAUGGCACCCACAUGCCUGAGGCCUACAGCACCCCCAAGUCCCUAACAGCUGAGCUCCAUGAGGGAGCCUACUCCGGCAGCACAGAGGACCAACUGGACAGGAGCUACUACUACUGUAACCAGAGCAGGGGUCCAUUACAUGGCCCAAGCAACCCACACAUGCCUUUAAAUGCAGUGUCCUCUUGUUCGAUGACCUUGCUUGAGAGCAGGUCAGUGACCUCCUUCCCCGACAUGCAGAGCACAGCUCCCGAGAGCAACCCAAACCAGGACCCAAGACUACACAGUGUUACACCCAUGGAGGGAGACCACAACAGCUCACUUCAGCGCAUGAGCGAUGAGAGAUCUCCCAUGAGUAUCCCAGCGCAGAGUCCAAUGAAGCAGGAGACCAAUUCCCCGCCUGACAUCAAGCGGCUAGACAGCUCCCUGAAGGAGAACUUUGAGGAGUCGGCCUGGAUGGAGAAAACAGCCGAUGAGGAGGAGCACCUGAAGACGAAGCCAACUACUGAACUGAAGUUUAAAGGGGAAGUUAUGGAGGGUGGAGAGAAACAGGAGGGGUGGUCAGAGGAUGAGAAGUCUCCAUCCCUAUUUCCCAAGAUGUGCACGGACACCUCAGGCCAGAGCGACACUUAUGAGUCUGAGGAGAGCGUAUAUCAGGAAAUUCACAACAAAAGCGAUCCAGACGACAGCGACUCUGCUAACAGGAGUUGUGGAUUAUUGGGCGAAAACCACCAGGGAAAUCUAGACCCAGAAAUGAAAUCAGAGACGUUCAAAUCAGAGCCAUCCCCUAUUGCAGAAACCCAUCCAAAAGCACUGCCAUCCAUCUCAAGAGGUGACCUUGCGGAGGAUCAAUAUUUGCCAAGCCAAGAGGAGAAUUCAGAGACUCUACAUCUCUCCCCCUGCAGCAAGCAGAAUGAGGCAAAGCUUUUAGCUGCCGAGGGGAGGAAGCAAGAGACCCUGGAGGGGCAGCAAUCUGUCCUCACCUGUCAGACCACCGAGGUGAGGGAGGAGCAGACAAGCCAGUCUUCCUUCGCAGAGGUCAUCAAUAACGUUGGGAGACCACAGGAGCCGCCGGCAGACUACUGCAGUAGGGCUGAGCAGCAGGGAUGUCAGAUUGCAGUCAACCACCAGGCUGAGGAGGCGGCUGUAGUGGCCCCGGAUGCAGCCCCUCAAAGUAGUGAAAGGAGGUCGAGCAUUUGUAACAUCGCGCCUCAGUCUCACACCUCUAACCUGGGCUUCACAGCUCUGGGGGAGAAAGCAACACCUCCGGCUCAGACGAGGGAUCACAUCGAUCGCAGCGAUGCCAAGGUGCUGGAGCCCGACUCGCCCCAACUUCCAGGCAAAUCGAUCCUGCACUCAGCACCGUCUUGGGCCAAUACCCCUCCCUCCCCACAAAAAGGUGACGAGGACAUGGAGCCUGGAAUCAGCUGCCCCAGUGCAGUGACCCCGUCGGCCAAGCCAGAGCCAGUGGCCCCCUCGGCAAACCCCAGAGUCUUUGGCCGAAAGCCUGGUCGCGGCAGAAGGAGGAUAAUGCACUCCAACAUAGGCAUCAGAAGGCAGUUGGGUGUAGAGGGUGAGGGAGCACCCACCCCAGCCCAGAAGCCCAACAUGCCCUCAAGCAAAAGUACCAUUUUGUCCGAUCACAUGGGGGCGUUCCACCAGGAGGACAUCGGCAGUCAGACGCCAAAGCAUUUGACCGACAGCUUACCGUCCCGCAUGUGCACUCGUUCUUUCAGUGCACAGGGAUCCCCCAAGACCACUAGCCCCCCUAUAAAAAAAAAGCCAGGCCCCAAACCUGGAGGAGGGUCUGCCCCAAAGGGGCAGGUAGGCCGCCCUAGAGGCCUAGCUUCUAAAAUGAAACUGUUGAAACAAGUGGAAGAAAUCCAAGCCUCAAUAGACCAAGCCAGAGCCAAGAGGGCAGUUACUGGGAUUGGCACACAAGAAGACAACCCAGACCCAGUUACAUUAGAAAUCGCAUCAGAAAUUAAGUCACCUGUCAAAGAUCAAAAGGCCAUGGUGCUUAGGUCUCGUAAGACACCCGAGAAGCCAGACAAAGACCUGGUGAAGGAGAAAGAAACUCCCCUUGCUCCUCCAAAGAAACUCAGAGAAAUGAAAAAGCAAAAAGUACUUCUCCAGCAGAUGAAUGAGGCUUCAGACACAAACACGCCUGUGUUUCCCCAAAAAGAGAAUUACCAGAAUGAACCUAGCAAGCAAGAGGAGAAAAUUUCACCCUCUGUCAAAAAACAAUCCACUUCACAGUCUCUGGAAACAGUGAAGAGAAAGCGAGGUGUGAAGGCAGACAAGGCUGAGGCAGAGCAGCCAUCACAGCUGUCACAGCCUCUAGAGCUCCAAGAACAGCACGACCCGAAGCCCCUGCCAAACACCACAGGGGUGGGAAUCAGAGGCCCCAAAAAGAAGCGAGGGCCACACCCUAAAACAGCCGUGAGCAGCCCUGCCACCAAAAAUGAACUUCCCGUCCCUGAUGUCAGCGAGGUAACCAGCAUGCCUCCUCAGUGCCCGACUAAAACCAAGUAUCUGCCUCCACGGAAAGGCAGAGGUCUCAAGUACGAAGCUAACAAAAUAACAUCCACCCCUGCAUCCAAAAAGCAACCCUUUAACCUCCCACCAGAGGCUUUGCCAGAGGACCCUGCCUCAAAGGCAGUCCAACAGGUGCCUGAGCAGAAAGAGGAGAUGCCAGAGGAGAGCUGCACAGCGGUGCAAGAGAUCCAGGGACCUGCUGAUGGGCCGACGCCCAGGAAGAAGAGGAGGAUAUGGGCGACUGUGGAGUGCAAAGUGGAGCCAGAGGGGGGCUUGGAUGCUGCGUCUCUCAUCAUUAACACGCCGCGGCUGGCAAAGCAGAGGGCCAUCAAAAACAACCACGAGAUGCACCUGAAGCAAAGGAGGAAGAGGAGAAAAGGCCAUCAUCCUCCCGAGGGCCUCACUGUGGUGGAACCAGUGGUGGAACCGCAGGCUGAACCGCUAAAGGAAUCUCAGCUAGAAACACAGGUGCAGGUAGAACUGCUGACAGAACAGCAGGAGCUUCCCGCACCUUCAGCUCUGACACCCACCCCAGCUCCGGUGACAAGCAGUGAUCAACCUCCCACGGAGCUGCCACCCGAGACAUCCACCGAGCCUCCCAAACCCCGCAGGGGAAGGAAACCCUCUCUGAAGAAGAAAGAGGCAAAGGCAUCCGGUGAGCCCAACAGUGUACCUGCCAAGAGGGGUAGAAAGCCAGGUCCUAAAAAGAAGACAGAACAGAGUACAGCUGCUGCAAAGCCUCCUGCGAAAGUCACCAUACCGUCUACAGAGACAGCGCCCAAGCUCAAGACAAGAUGCAGAAAGCAGAGUACCCCUAAAGUGAAACAGGCACAGCAAAAGAUCACACUCAACCUUAUCUCAGCACCCAUGCCACCGAAACCAGAAAUGAAAUGCCCUUUCAUCCCCUAUGUGCGCGUCGACAGCUCUAUGGACCCGACCACUGCCUGUGCCAUUGUGAACAGGCUGGAUGAAGAGCAGCGGAUUGAAAGGGUGAGUGAAAACAGCAUGGGGGAAACGAAACCCCUAGCCAACACAGUUGCCAAGGCGAUACCCACAUCCUCUAUGAUGCUUCUGGGACCCCUGGUUCAUAAAAACCUAACUGACAGGUGCCUAAAGUGUUGCCUGUGUGGAAUGCCUUCAAAUUACAGAGAUUUGGGGGACCUGUGUGGGCCAUAUUACCUGCCAAACAACAUACCGCGCAAGACAGUGUCCUGGGGGUACCGAGAGGAGUUCUGGGAGAGCAGAAGAGUUCCGUUCAUAAGUACUCAACCACCCCCAGUUGAGGAGAGUGAGAAAACAACCAGCCAAGCAGGAACGAGCGGAGAGCACUCUGGCCACCACCGUAAGCUCAGGAGGCCGAGUCGGGAGGGCACACACCUCCGGACCAACUUCCGCCUAAGACUUAAAAAACUGCAGCAGUGCCUGGGCUUCAGGAGGAGGGCUGGUGAGACUGCUCCCCCUGGUGGUGAGGAGGGCCCGGAUACAGCGCUGGAGAGAAUGCAGAGGGAGGCGGAGGAGACGGAGCAUUGGGCCCAUGAGGCCUGUGUGGUGUGGACCAGUGGGGUUGUUCUGGUGGCGGGGCGUCUCUACGGGCUGAAGGAGGCUGUUCAAACAGCUGCUCAAACAAAAUGCGCUAAGUGCCAGAGUGAAGGAGCGUCAGUCAGCUGCAGCUGCGAGGGAUGCUCUCCCAAAUACCACUAUGUCUGCGCCAAAGAGUCGGGCUGCUCGUUUGAGGAGGACAACUUUUCAAUGAGGUGUCCAAAACACGAGGCUGAGUGAGAGGGGCUACUCCAACCUGCAGCCUGAUGAGCACCACCAGGCCGGAGCUACAUCGGCCCGCGCCGACAUCCGCCCAGCGCCGCUCAGGUCCGCAGCGCCGGAGCCCGGAGCAGGGGGGGAUGGGCACUCACGCCCGAGCACAAGAAAGGUACUGCUGUAGCAAUACUGACACCUGCCCCCCCCUCCCCCCUGCACCUUCAUCCUCCCAUGGAUGUUACUCUUGUUUUCCUUUAACCAUGGGAGCAGAGUCAGCUCUACACAAAGGAAUGCUCGAGAAAGCCUUUACUUCAGACGAGAGAAGAGGAGAAAAAGGGAAAAUGAACUGUUUGAAAGAAGAAAAAAAAACAUGAUUGUGCCAUCCAGCUUUCUUUCUUUCUUUCUUUCUUUCUUGGAAUGGAUGCUAUCUGUGUGGCACACCUGGAGACGGAGCUUUGGCCCACUGCCCCUGCUGGCAUCCAAUCCGAGCUCACGGACUCUGCUGUUGUCCAAUCACAGCUCGUAGACUCUGCUGCCAUCCAAUCACAGCUCACGGACUGUGCUACUGUCACGGCGGUGUGGUGAAACCGUGCUGUCAAUGCAUCAUGCACCCACUGGAUGGAUUUAAAUGUUAAAUGUUCAAAAAGAAAUAAAGACAAAAAAAAGACAAAAAAUGUACAUGGUGUGCUUUGCAGGUCUAAAUAUUCCAAUAAUACAAAUAAAUGAUGAGUUAAAAUCUUAUUUUAAUAUAAUGCUCUUCCAAGAAGUAUUUCAAUGUGUGUUAAUGAGAACACAAGACCAUUUUUAGCACCAUUGCCUAUCUUGGGUUCUGUCCAGCUUUGUGUCUGAAAAAAAAAAAAACAUCUGCCCAACUUAUCCACCCCAGCUGUGGGAGCACUCAUCAGUCCAAAUCACAGAGCAAGGAGAACCACAGGCCCAAAAGAACCUGUUCUUUUCAUUUGAUUUCUACCCCACUGUCUCUCCUCUCCUUUCUGUCAGACCUUGAGGCCGCUCUGAAUGCUUUAAGGCAUGAUUCAUCACUGAUGUCUGUACGAGAUUAAAACUGUUCUAUAAUGCAGAAUUGCCCCCAUCCCAUCCCAUCCCAGUCCCAGUCCCAUAGCACCACGACAGGUAAACAGGAGGUUUACCAGGGAAUACAGGUGUGGCCAUCACAUAACCUGCACCCCUGUUCUUAAGAUUCUUAACUAUGGUUCGUGUACAUAAGUAUUUGACUGUUUAAAUGUAAGAUGUGAUGUACUAUUAUAAUUGUGUAUAGUAUUUCUUAGAGAUGUUUAUUUUCUAUAAAAUGAAUAUGUCAUUGCCUAUCAAAUGUUAUUAAAAACAAUGAAAUAACAUGUC